Aureobasidium pullulans EXF-150 is the source of this 2566-nucleotide messenger RNA. RefSeq lists its product as uncharacterized. Gene Ontology annotation, cellular component: rDNA heterochromatin; SHREC complex. The record is from RefSeq and is a predicted model, not a curated record. Bases 203 to 2155 code for a protein of 650 amino acids. Gene Ontology annotation, biological process: silent mating-type cassette heterochromatin formation. The transcript has 2 exons. NCBI's taxonomy places the organism in Eukaryota, Fungi, Ascomycota, Dothideomycetes, Dothideales, Saccotheciaceae.
CGGAGACGGAGAAGUCUGUCACAAAGCCAUCGGUUUAAGUGGGUUUGGCCGUGAAAGUCUUCACUGUGUUCAGUUGCCAGUGAAGCCGAAAUCCUUUAUUGAUGCCAAGGCUGACAAGUCUUGGCGAAGCACGGCCCAUCCCGCUCCCGUUCCCGAAAUUCAGCCGAAAGCUCCGAUCCUAAUCCUUAACACCGACGCCAAAAUGGUCCAUAUCAUCAACUGGUCCAACUUGCGCAGCGACGGCGAUCCGGCAAAGCACCUUACCCACACAUCAGAUACGGAUAUCGAAACCCCCGUUGCUCUUCUUGUUGACUACGUUAACAAACACCAAAUCAUCAAGGAUAGAUUUGGCUCUGUCGCUUUUGACAGUCUUCCCGACAACUACAUUGUGGUCACAGCGUACGGCACGAAGAAUCCAUCCCGCUCUUGGCGAACUGUCUACGGGCACCCCGGAGGCUCAAUCGCAUCCUUGGAAGACUUCGCACCACACAUUGUUUUUCUCCUGACGCGAGACGGUUCUCAGCCUUGUGGUUGCUCUAAGUGUAGAAAGACACCGAAGGAACAAAAGACCAGCCGAUCUACCUCCAACAUCGAAUCCACUCCCAACGCUAUCCACGACGACAUGGAACCCGCCUUCCCACCUACCCCCAUGGACGUCGACGACGACGAAUUUCCUGUCAACACCAACAUCGACGAGGACGGCACCCCCAAUGUCUUGACUCAGCUCCUAGACCGAGCCUGGGCAGGAGAGCAUUUCGGUCAGGCUAUAGCAGAGACUGGCUCCAUGCACUGGCUUCUUGAGAAUGAAGCCGCCGAGUUUCCCGACUAUCUCAAGAGAGUGAAGCGCACUCCUCGCUGGCAGUUCCGUCUCGGCGAGGUUGUCCUUGUCGCGCGCAACCUCAAGCCCGGCGACAAGCUCAGAAUGGAUGAUGCGACUGGUAUCCUCAAGAUCUUCAGCCGUGCCUACGGCCCUAUUGGCCUGCCCAUAUGGGAAGCCGCAGUUGUCACCCAGCUGUACCCCAAGGCCUUUGGCAUCAACAUCCUGGAUCAGCACGGUGAUUCCCAGGGUACAGCCUUUGACGGAUAUCGUGUCGAACCCGUGUCGGAGAUCGGCACCAACAACAAGCCAUGGUCAACACGCUACCAGGUCGUCGACCCGCUCAACAUGCGCCCCUUUUCCCAUUGGCGCGAGCUCAUUGACAACGCCGAUUUGAACGACCCUCAUGCAUGCCAUCCCACCGUCCGCCACGCCAUGCUUGCCAUGUCCUCCGUAUCUGGGGUCGGUCGUUACCACUUCACUGCCAACGGACAGGAAGCCCGCCUCUAUUUCAAGGGCGUGUACAUCGGCGCCGAGUUUCUCACUCAAGGUGACGUUGUCCGUUUCUCGUCGCCCCAGCAUUUGAACAGCUUCGGAAACGACGUCUUGCACAUCAAGCACAUGUACCUGUACGCUGGUCUCGACCGCGACACCGAACCGAAGGGUUUCCAUCUGCAAGGUAUUGGCUACACUGUCGACCGCGCCCACGCUCACGGCAACUUCCAGCGUCCUGUUCCCGUUGAAGAACUUCCCUUCCGUUCCAUGCGCGGAUACGGCCUAUGGUACAAGAUGUCGGCUGAUGACACAAUCGUGCGCGUUAACUACGCCCGAGUUCUGACCCGUCUUGGAGAAGACGCCUACAUGAAGAUCAUGGUCAAGCACAGUCACACAAAGGUCGCGUCUGGCGGUGGCGCUACCCACAUGGGCAUGCCCGAUCAUGUCAUCGACAUCACUUAUGGUCUUGAGGGAGUUGUCGCUGCCCGUGAGCAUUCCUCCAAAUUCGACCCUCGUAUCGACCGCAGCAUCGGAGAGACUUUUUACCUUGCCGACGACCGUGUGGAACAGCUAGACCUCCAACUCAUCAACGGUCAUGAUGUUGGCCAAAAGGCUCGAUUCGGGUUCGAUUCUGCUCCACAGCCUCUACAGGAAGCUCACCUGAAGAGCAUGUUCCGCGCGCGUGCCGCUCGUCCCAAGGCACCCGCACCCGCACCCAAGAAGGCUGCCAAGUACGAAUUCACCGAAAAAGAGAUGGAAUUCGCCGAGGCUUUCAUGGACAAGUAUGAAGCAGGUUACACACAACGCCAGACCGAGGGCGAUUUCGAUGAAUUCAUCUCGUAGGCCGAGGAUGAUGCCAACAAAUCAACCCCCUUCUUGGAACGAAUGGCCAGGGAGGCCGCCGAAGAAGACAAGAAGUUCAAGGAACACAUGGCCGAGAACAUGGCCAAGGCCGACGAUAUUCUUUCGAGGCUUUGAGCUGAGAAAAAUGUCGCUUCAACGGCGCUUGAAUCACCACGGAAAUUCAGGACGCUUGCAAAAAGAUUUUGGACAUGGUGCCAAACAGGAGAUGCCACGAUAGGAUUGAGGAAGAAGGAAAGAAGUUCAAUGGGAACGAAAUAAUGCGGAGGAUAUUCAAAAAAGGGUAACAAAGGGCAAUGAUAUCAUGAAGUAAGGGAGCCCGCGAAGACGCCAAAGCAUCAUACAGAGAACGCGAGCGGUCUCCCUAACACGAGCCUUUUUCUAGCGGAGGAU